UGUUUAUCUCUACAAUGCUGUCACCGUAAGGAAUGUCUCCGCUACGUGUCCCAAGGUUACACUGCAACACUGCCACCACCUUCUUCCUUUUGGCACUUGCUAACAGUCUUACGCAAAAUGCUUAUAAAACCCCCAGUCCAUCACCAGCUCUAUUUUCAACGUUUCAGCUUUCUAGCUCCGUGUUUAUCAUCUGCAGCAGCUCAGCUUUGUCCAAAACCAUGUUGGGUCUUAUCCACACAUUCCUGAACCUCUCAGCUCCCCCGUUCACCUUCUUCUCCCUCUUGCUUCUCCUGCCGCCGCUUUAUCUCUACCGGUUCUUCACCUCUCUCUUGAGCACAAUCUUCAGCGAAAACGUCUCCGGCAAGGUCGUCCUCAUCACUGGUGCCUCCUCCGGUAUCGGCGAGCACUUGGCUUAUGAGUAUGCAAGGAGAGGGGCACGAUUGGCCCUUGUUGGCAGAAGAGAAAACGCACUGAGGGAAGUCGUUGAUAGAGCAGUUAACUGUGGUUGUCCAGAUGUUAUUAUGAUUGUGGCUGAUGUUUCAAAGGCUGAAGACUGCAAGAGACUUGUUGAUGAAACUAUCAGCCACUUCGGAAGGUUGGAUCAUCUGGUAAAUAAUGCUGGGAUCACUGCUUGUAGCAUGUUGGAAGAGGCCACCGAUAUCACAAAUUUCCGAUCCGUAAUGGAUACGAACUUCUGGGGAUCAGUCUAUACUACUCAUUUUGCAGCUCCACACCUCAGAAACAACAAAGGUAGAAUAGUGGCGAUUUCUUCUGUUAAUUCAUGGUUGCCUGCGCCAAGAAUGAGCAUAUAUAAUGCAAGUAAAGCAGCUAUGUCGAGCAUGUUUGAGACACUGAGGGUCGAACUGGGGCCAGAAGUUCAUAUCACAAUCGUGACUCCCGGAUACAUAGAGUCUGAGAUGAACAAAGGCAAAUACUUGUCGACUGAAGGAAGGAUGACCGUAGAUCAAGAAAUGAGGGAUGUUCAAGUCAGCGCAAUGCCAGUUGAGAGAGUGCAAGACUGCGCGUAUGCAAUAGUGAAUGGUGUCUGUCGUGGCCAAAGGUGCUUGACAGAGCCAAGGUGGUGGAAUGUCGUAUAUAUGUGGAAGGUGUUCUGCCCUGAGCUAUUUGAAUGGGGUUUCAAAUUUUCCCACAUGGUUAGGCCCGGAGCCCCGGCUAAAGAAGCACCCAGCAAAAAAAUCUUGGACUACACUGGCGUGAAGAAUGUCUUGUAUCCUGACUCCCUCCACAGUCCUGAGAUCAAGACAGAUUGAAGCAACUGGGUUAUGGUUUCAGUAAAUUUAUAGACGUGUGUUUCCCUUUCUUUUUCUGUUUUUGUUUUUGUUUUUCUACCUCGCUUUGUAUAUAGGCGAGCUCUUUGGGUUCUAUCUGUAGAUAUAGAUGUGGGUGACAAUAAAGGAUUUGAUGUGCAUGUAGGUCUUGUGAUUAUGCUGUGUAUGUGAUGUUUCAUAUAUAUAAAUAAGUGUGUGUUGGAAGUGGAUA
Molecule: messenger RNA, 1500 nt
Organism: Fragaria vesca subsp. vesca
Lineage: Eukaryota; Viridiplantae; Streptophyta; Magnoliopsida; Rosales; Rosaceae
Product: hydroxysteroid 11-beta-dehydrogenase 1-like protein-like
Exons: 6
Coding region: 33-1271 (412 amino acids)
Molecular function (GO): oxidoreductase activity
Source: RefSeq, a predicted model, not a curated record